AGGGGAGCGAAGAAAGAGAAAGAAGGAGUGGAGAAGAAGGAAUCUCACCAAUUGGCUAUUGGGUCUGUUGAAUUAGAGACCAGCUUAUGAAACAAUGCUUGCUGUGAUAUUAUAAAGACACAAUUACCGACCCAAAAGAUUCUAUCUCUUUUCAAGACCUCAGCCAAUUACGAACUACCAACACAGAUAAUUUACAUCUAAGUUUUCUGAUAUUGAUGCUUCCAACGCCAGUUAGCAUGGAUAUCACAGAGUUCCGAAAGAGAGGGAAAGAGAUGGUGGACUACAUUGCGGAUUACUUCGAGCAGUUAGAAGAGAGACAGGUCUAUCCUGAUGUGGAACCGGGAUACCUGAGACCCCUCAUUCCAGACUCUGCACCUCAGGAACCUGAGAGCUUUGAGGAUGUCCUUAAAGAUGUUGAAAGGAUAAUUAUGCCAGGGGUGACCCACUGGCACAGUCCAUACUUUUUUGCCUACUUUCCUACAGCCAGUUCCUUCCCAGCUCUUCUUGCUGAUGUAUUGUCUGGUGGCAUAGGAUGCAUUGGCUUCUCCUGGGCUUCAAGUCCUGCUUGCACAGAGCUGGAGACAGUCAUGCUGGAUUGGCUGGGAAAGAUGAUUAAUUUGCCUGAAGAGUUUUUAGCUGGGAAGGAUGGAGAAGGUGGAGGAGUCAUUCAGGGCAGUGCCAGCGAGGCUACUUUGAUUACAUUGCUUGCUGCCAGAACAAAAACAAUCAGACGUGUCCAAUCAGAAAACCCAGAAUUAACAGCGGCAGACAUCAUGAGCAAGUUGGUGGCCUAUGCAUCUGAUCAGGCCCACUCAUCAGUAGAAAGGGCAGGAUUAAUUGGUGGAGUGAAGAUUAAAAAUAUCCCUUCAGAUGAUAAAUUCACUGUUUGUGGAUCAGCCCUAAAGAAAGUUUUGCAUGAAGACAGAGCUGCUGGUCUUAUCCCAUUCUUUUUUUGUGCAACACUCGGAACCACACCUUGUUGCUCCUUUGACAGACUGUUAGAACUGGGUCCUAUUUGCAAUAAGGAGAAUAUCUGGAUGCAUAUUGAUGCAGCAUAUGCAGGGAGUGCUUUCAUCUGCCCUGAAUUCCGACAUCUCCUAAAUGGCGUGGAGUUUGCAGAUUCAUUUAACUUUAACCCGCACAAAUGGCUCCUAGUGAAUUUUGACUGCUCUGCUAUGUGGGUGAAGAAGAGAUCAGACUUAACAAAUGCCUUUAAAUUAGAUCCUCUUUACCUGCAGCAUUGCCAUCAGGAAUCUGAGCUUGUUACAGAUUACAGGCAUUGGCAGAUCCCUCUCGGCCGAAGGUUUCGUUCCCUGAAAAUGUGGUUUGUGUUUAGAAUGUAUGGAGUCAAGGGACUACAGGAGUACAUCCGUAAGCAUGUAAAACUGUCACAUGAAUUUGAAAACUUGGUACUUCAGGAUAAACGAUUUGAGAUCUGUGCUGAGGUCACACUGGGACUGGUAUGCUUCCGACUAAAGGGCUCCAAUGAACUGAAUGAGGCACUUCUUAAAAGCAUAAAUGAAGCCAGGAAGAUCCAUCUGGUUCCGUGUCACCUGAGAGAGAAGUUUGUGCUACGUUUUGCCAUUUGUUCCCGCACAGUGGAAUCUGUCCAUAUCCAAUUUGCCUGGAAGCACAUCUCAGAGCUAGCAACUGAACUUCUGAAUGCAUAGGACAAGCAGCAGCAGUGAGGAAUGGGAGUGGGUUAAAGGGUGUUAAUUGAUUUUCUCCAUGCUGCCAAGUUUUCUUUAAUGGGAGGGGGAAUUAUGAGGGGGGAAAUGUAACUAUUGAUAUUAUACUUGCCAAAUUACUGUCAGCAAAUUGUGUUGUAACAUGGUCUCCUGACUGCAUUAUACCAUGAUUAUGGCCCUGUAAAAAUCAGGGCUGUAAGGAGUUCUAUAAAUGGCUUUAACAGUUUGUUCUUGCCUAUGUAGACAGGACCAAAUUACCUUAUUAUAACACAGUUGAAGCACUAUCCUGUUACAGGUCUAUUUGUUACCAUGGUAGUUUUGCAAGUGGCCCUUUAAAACAUCUGCUUUCCUUGGUGGUGGCAGAGCCAAUGGUAAGAAAAGGAAUUAGAGAAACUCUAAUAGCUCCUAAUGUAACAAUUUUCUAUAUAGAUUCCUCUACCUUCCCUUAAAAAGGGUAAGCUUUGGAGACAGCCAUCCUCUUAAAAUGCAAUAUUCUGCAUAUUGCUAAUUCUAUUUGCCUACACAGGUACUUCUGUGCCCUACAUCAGUGUAGUAUCUGACUGCCUAACUGGUGCUGCAAGUAAGUAGGGAACUAGAAACACUUUUUAACUGAGGAAUAGGCACAUUUUAUUUGGAUUUGACUUCAAUAAUAAAAUGUUUAUAGACCUGAUGUCACUGGAAUGUGUGCUGGCCUUUUGGCAGGUAGAAGAACCAACUCAAAGCUUUAAAUAGUGAAAACAAUAGGUAUUUAAUUUUAAAGGGGUUUGUUCUCCUGACUACUUGAACAAAGAAAGGGAAGAAUAGACUGUUUCCUCACUCCCACCCACCCUCCCCACACACCACCACUUCCCACAGUGUAAUUCUUUGAACAUUUAAGAAUCCACUCCACUUAGAUGAAAAAUUGACCUAAAUCUAGAAAGCCCUGCUCAGUCCAACUAGCUGGAUGGGGUGCUGGGAAGAAGCAGGAGUGGAGGAACCCACAGUGCUCCCCUGAGCUGAAGUAUGCUCUAGGUAUCCUUACAUUGCCUGUACCCUGUCUGGGAAGGGAGAACAGGAGAAUCUGCACGGCCUGAGACCAUUUGGCCCUUUCCCCAGGCACCCCAUUCCCUGCUCUCUUUUUCUCCUUGGGGUACAUAUCCCCUCCACACCCUUCCCACUUCCUCCCUGUACCUGGAUCUGCUGCCAAUGAUCCUACUGUGGCAGUGCUUUAAAUGUUUCUGUUGAUUUGAUAGACUUUAUGUUGAGAGACGUCCUACAAAUUGGUAGAAAUGUUUUAAGUGCGAGUGAUGUAUUAUAAUUAAUUUACAUUGAAAUGAUUUUUAAAAAAUCAUUAACAUCUCAUAAUAUUGAACAGCAAAAUUAUUAAAGUAUGAAUUUACUUUACAAACAUGUACUCAAAUUGUAGAAAUUAUAUAAUUUCCCAGACUGGACUGUGAAAAUAGUCUCGUCGGUUUUGUUCUCAUAUUCUCAUGUACCAGCACAAUGCUACUGUUCUGGGAUUUCUAACAUAUCAAGUACAUGUUUUACAACCAAUGCUACUUUCUUCUAUUAAAAGAAAAAAAUUAAAUCUUGAAAACAAAUGUUAGGUUCACACAUAUUUAAAAACAGAAAAAGUAAAGAUUAUACUUGAGCCUAACAUAAAUCUAUAUCACACUUACAGCAAUGUAAGUCUCAAAAAUUCAUUUGCUCUGAAGUCACAUAAAAGACCAUUAAUUACUAUGUAUCUUUGGGGCAUUGUCCAUCAUAUACAUUAUUAUUAAUGAUUAUAAGGGGAUUGGGCUGUCUUUGAAUUAUAUUUUAUGUUGAAUUAAAAAAAAAAUCAGUCUACUCCAUAGUGAUACAUCUUGAAAUAUUGUGUAAGGAUUUCAUGUGUGAUUGAAAUCUGUGCACUACCUGACACUUUUCAUGAAAUCAGUACACUCCCUCUGUAUUUCUAAAUUCAUUUCUGAGGAAACGAUUUAUUUGAAGAAUAAUCUGUAAAUUGAAGAUAAUUCCACAGAAAUCAGUGGAGUUGCCUGGGUUUACUACUGUCACUGAAAUUAAAACCUGUCUGUCUCAUAGUAACUGAAUGGGAAGUGCAUAAUGGAAAGGAACACUGCACUGAUGGUGAGUUUUUACUAGACCGGAUCGGAAAAUUUCUGACAAAAUGAAAUUUCAUUGAGAAACAAAUACAUUUUCACCAAAAAGUUGUUUCCAUGCAGCUCUAAUCCAAACACGAAGUAAUCAUUUUGAAAAAAGUAUAGCCAUUUUUAUAACUGAAAUACUCUAAAUAUAGUAAAAAAAAUUUAAUUUUAAAAUUAAUAAGAGAUUUUGCUCCAAUUGCUUUUUUUAAAACAAGAAGUGAAGGGUCUGUAGAUUUACAGUGCCCCUAACUUAGCAGCAAGCAGAAAUCUGGGUUUCAUAUUUACUUGUUUCUAAAUUCCAGGGGUGAGGUGACUUGUUAUAGUUCAUAAGGAAAUGGUGAAGGCUUUUUUUUUUUACACAUCUUCCUGUGCCCUAUUUUCCCUUGGAAGGUAAAGGGUGGGUAGUUAAGGGAGGUAUAAUUGUUGCCUUAAAGUGUUGACUUUAUUGAAAAAAAAUACUCGGCCAUGUAAUCCAGUCAAGAACAAAAGCAUCAUUUGUGAAAACUAGGUGAUUAGAAGAAACACCAUAACCAUGGUGUUCCUCUUAUGCAGCUAUAAAAUCUAUUUGUGGGUGAAAUGGCUUCUGGAAACCAAUGUUAGGUCAAUGUGUGAACCCAGAUCCAUUGUGCCUUUUGUUCAAAAGCUGACACAAUUUGUGUUGAUUCAUUUGUUUAACAUUGAUGAUGACUAUGAAGCCUAACAACAGCACUUUAGCAGAAUAUCCAAAUUCCACAGGAUAUAAUGUAGCUGCUAGAUGAGGGGAAAAAUAAAAUUAAUCAGGCAAUUUUGAAUAACUUUGCAGAUUUUUCUUAGCUAGUACAAUAUGUACAUUCUUACUGUGAUAGUAGAUUAAAAUAUAUUUAAUUACUGAUUCUAAAUCACUGAUUAUUGCUAAUAUGUAAUACACUUGCCUGCAUUAAAAUUAUUACAGUUCUACUGUUUCCCUCUUGCCUUCUAGUACUGGAUUCUGUUCAUCAGUUAUUUUUCUUUGUUGUAAACUGCAAAGGUACCAUAUUCUGUGAGUGUUAUCAAUAGUACUCUUCCCCCCAUCCCUCCAGUUUGUCUUCUAUAACUGUGUUCUAAACCAGCUAGACACCCUUACACUUGAAAUGCUCAAGGACAGGGGCUAAAACAUACAAGUGAGAACAAAAAAGUUGAAAAAUUGAAGGUAAGGGGGAAACUAGAAUAACAUAAAUGAUGGCUAGUGCCUAACUUGAAUACCUGGCGUCGCUUGACUUUGGUUGGAAAAUGUUUAGAUUCUCUGUGUCUUUUUGUUGUAUGUUUGUGGUUAGAAAGCUUCUUUUACUUGAAAUCUGUAUCCAAAGCCUGUUAACCAAACAUGCAGAGCUUAUUGACAACAUUAAUAAACAAAAUGAAGUCAU
This is a messenger RNA of Mauremys reevesii (Reeves's turtle), 5193 nucleotides long. It is a transcript of the gene DDC, whose product is annotated as dopa decarboxylase. Gene Ontology annotation, molecular function: aromatic-L-amino-acid decarboxylase activity; pyridoxal phosphate binding. NCBI's taxonomy places the organism in Eukaryota, Metazoa, Chordata, Testudines, Geoemydidae. Bases 216 to 1670 code for a protein of 484 amino acids. The transcript has 16 exons. The record is from RefSeq and is a predicted model, not a curated record. Gene Ontology annotation, biological process: catecholamine metabolic process; serotonin biosynthetic process; amino acid metabolic process.